Messenger RNA from Ambispora gerdemannii, 540 nucleotides. Lineage: Eukaryota; Fungi; Glomeromycota; Glomeromycetes; Archaeosporales; Ambisporaceae. The record is from the annotation of a GenBank genome assembly.
AUGUUAAUAAAACCUUAUAUAAUUGAUAUGAAUUUGAAAGCAGAAGAAAAUGAAGUAGAGGAAAAAGAUAAAGAAGGAAAUACUAUAAAAAUAGCAGAACAAAAAGCAGUUUUAUAUGAAUAUACAAUACAUUGUUCAGAUGGAACAACGCAAAAACCAGUAAUUAAUCAUGAAUCAGAAAAUAUAAUAAAAGACUUAAUGGAAAAUCUUCAAGAAGAUCUAGAUGUUAUUAAAGAUAAACUCUGUAAUCCACUUUCAUGUGAAAAAAUGACACCUGAAUUAUGGCAAAAAUAUCAAAUGGCAAAUAAGUAUUGGAACUGUGAUGGAAAAUUACAUGAAGCUGGAUAUAAUAAAAUUCGUGUAUUUUAUUCUGAAACUAAAAAAUAUUUAGGUGCUUCACAUAGAAAAUGUCACAGAAAAAAACCAAUGAUUCAAGCAGAUGCAUUUGAGGCAUUUAGAAAAGCUUCAUAUUCAGCAUUCAAGAUCGAUCCAGCAAACUAUCUAAUAGUUCCAGAUUUAGCAUGGGAUGCAUGUAUAAAG